Rubroshorea leprosula is the source of this 1396-nucleotide messenger RNA. NCBI's taxonomy places the organism in Eukaryota, Viridiplantae, Streptophyta, Magnoliopsida, Malvales, Dipterocarpaceae. The record is from the annotation of a GenBank genome assembly.
AUACUGCCAGGGUUAUUUUAGUUUUGGGUCAAGUCCAAAUAGAAGAGCCCAAGCCCAAUGCUUCCACAAAAAUGCUUAACCCUAACCCUUCCUGUUAGAGUUACGCAUUGAGAGGCAGGAAUUAGGGUUCUCGGUGAGAGGAAGAUAAAGGAAGGAUGGCGAAGUUCAACGUGGUGCAGAAGCAGAAAAGAGCACAGAUUGCUGAGAGAAAGAGAUUAAUUCAUGGGGAUCCUGUAACUGGGAAACUUAAGAAUAUGCCUCAGGCACUCGCCAUGUCGGGCAAGCGCAAGCGCAAGCUCCUCAGGAAAUGGCGCAAGGGGCAAAAGGAGGCCAUUGAAAACGGCCUUGUGACCAUGCAAGAUGUGGAAAUGGCAACUGCUGAAGGUGUUUUACUAUACAGCUGAAACCUUUUUUUUUUUUAAGAAAAAAAAGGGUCUUCUUUAAUCCUCUCCUGUUAACAAAUAUUUUAAUUUUUUAUGGAGGACUAAAAGGAAGUUUGCUUAUUCCAAUUGAAUGAAAUAUGAAACAAUGUUUCUUUAAUGGGUUAUGGCACAUAGUGUCUUUAAUGGGUUAUGAAACAUAACUUCUUUAAUUUUUUAUUCUCUUAAUUUGCAUCUAUCGUUGUACGACUUAUGGUGGAAAAGCUAUGUAUGCAAGGUGUAAAACAUUAAUUGGUCAUAGGUUUUGGGGAAGCAAAGCAUACAAAGUUUCACUGUUUGUGUUACAAUUUGUUUGGGAAAAAAAAAAGUACUACUAUUAGAUAUAAAAUGGUGUCUGAAUUGCUUGUCACUUGCAAGUCUUUAUCAUUUUAUUUUUCAUGUAUCUCUAAUUCUCUAUCUUUGUUUUUUUCUUAAACGACAUGUGAUACUUGACUUGACCAUGCAUUUACUAAUAUCUGAGGAUGUAUUGUACAACUAGAAACUACAGCCUUUCUUAAGUAAUUUCUUGUGAUAAUAAAUUCCUUGUUCGAGGCCAUUCUUGUAAGUUAUUUUUGCAGAAGUUGUUACUAGACCAACAAAGUAUGUUCUGUGAUAUGAAAAAGUGCAGCAAAAUGUUACAUUCUGGAGAUACAACCUGAAUAUGACAAGAAUUUGAUGAAACUACUUUGAAGCGUUUCAAGGGCAAGUUGAUUUAUGAAUAUGUUUGUGUGAAAAUAACUAGAUCCAAGCUCUUCUUUCCCCCACUCCAGCCUAUGAAAUUGAGGUUUCCCCAUCUCUUCCUUUUUAGCAAGCUCGUAUAUAUUCUGAACAUAAUUCUGUUAAAAUAUUUGUUUUCCCUCUUUAGUGCUUUUUUUCCCAUACACUGCCUACCCAUAACUAAUAUGAAGGAAUCUCCUAGAGUUUUUCGUUUUUUCAAUUUCAAUUUUUUGUGGGAGUUGACACUUGACAAGGUCAUC